Messenger RNA from Phytomonas sp. EM1, 1155 nucleotides. Lineage: Eukaryota; Euglenozoa; Kinetoplastea; Trypanosomatida; Trypanosomatidae. The record is from the annotation of a GenBank genome assembly.
AUGAUGCGGCAUACGUUCCGAAGACUAGUUGAGUUUAUACCGGUCUUUAUGCCCGCCCUAUCGCCCUCUAUGGAAUCGGGUACCAUCGUCGAAUGGAAGAAGAAAAUUGGGGAUAGUGUCGAUGAAAACGAGCUCCUCUGCACUGUGCAAACCGACAAGGCGGUCGUUGACUACACCAACCCCUUCGACGCGGGCUACCUUGCUAAGAUUUACUGCCAAAAUGGCGAAUCCGCCGAUGUCUCAAAGACGAUCGCGUUGAUGGUGACGGAUGCCAACGAUAUCGCAAAGGCGAAUGAAUACAAGCCCGAAGGCACCGAAGAUGCUUCGCCUGCACCCGCAUCGACAUCUGCACCGGCUGCAGGGAACGACGCCGCUUCCGCACCACCGGUUGGCACCACCACUACCGAGCUGCCGGAGGACGUGGAGUGCCAGACGAUCUUUAUGCCCGCCCUAUCGCCCUCUAUGGAAUCGGGUACCAUCGUCGAAUGGAAGAAGAAAAUUGGGGAUAGUGUCGAUGAAAACGAGCUCCUCUGCACUGUGCAAACCGACAAGGCGGUCGUUGACUACACCAACCCCUUCGACGCGGGCUACCUUGCUAAGAUUUACUGCCAAAAUGGCGAAUCCGCCGAUGUCUCAAAGACGAUCGCGUUGAUGGUGACGAAUGCCGACGAUAUCCCAAAGGUAGCGAAUUACAACCCAGGUAAUGCCACCAGCGCGCCAAACGAGGCAGCCCCCACCCCAGCAAAGGAGGAGGCAACUACCAAAAGCGCCGUUGUCGCCCCACAGCGGUACGGCGGCUCGCUGAAGGAGGCGAUUCUCGCAAGCGGCCCCAGCGUCGUGCGCCUCGCUGCCGGCCUCCCGGAGCAUGUUCUUGAGUCGAUCGUUCCCUCUGGCAAGGACGGGCGCUACGCCAAGAGUGACUUCAUUGGCCAGCCCGGGUUUAACUACGAGGAUGUCGUGGCCGCCACGGCACCGCCCCCACCGCGGAGCGUCGACACCACCACCGUGGCGGCCCAAGCUCAGGCCCCGUUGGCGGACAUCUACGACCUCGUGCUGGAGGCCGGCCCGAUCUUGAAGUCGGUGGAUGACACGAAGCUCCUGCAGCAGCUCCUGUCCACGAUGUCGGUGCCGAAGCCCAAGAAAGCUAGUCCGUAA